Messenger RNA from Nerophis ophidion (straightnose pipefish), 4772 nucleotides. RefSeq names its product sarcoglycan, beta (dystrophin-associated glycoprotein) (gene sgcb). Gene Ontology annotation, cellular component: sarcoglycan complex; sarcolemma. The coding region runs from base 141 to 1076 and encodes 311 amino acids. The record is from RefSeq and is a predicted model, not a curated record. Gene Ontology annotation, biological process: muscle organ development. NCBI's taxonomy places the organism in Eukaryota, Metazoa, Chordata, Actinopteri, Syngnathiformes, Syngnathidae. The transcript is spliced from 6 exons.
UUUAGUUUCUACUGACGCUACCCGACGUCCACGUUGAAGUAUUUGACAACAAAACGUGUUAUUGUUUGACUCCAAGGACGGAAUUAAAAGUGGUACUGUCCUCGAACGCACACUCCGCCAGCAGGAGAGGGAGGGUCAACAUGGCGUCCGAGCAGGAGAGCUCCAACGGGCCGGGGAAGAAGUCCAUGCGGGAAAAGGCCAUCGAGAGACGAAACGUCAACAAGGAGCACAACAGUAACUUCAGAGCGGGCUACGUCCCCAUUGAGGAGGAACGUCUCCACAAAACGGGCCUCCGAGGACGGAAAGGCAACAUGGCCGUGUGCAUCAUUGUCCUCCUCUUCCUCCUGGCCUUGAUCAACCUCAUUAUCACGCUGGUGAUUUGGACGGUGAUCCGCAUCGGUCCCAAUGGCUGCGACAGUAUGGAGUUCCAUGAAUCGGGUCUUCUACGCUUCAAGCAGAAAGCGGACAUGGGCGUGGUCCACCCGCUGCACAGGAGCACCGUGGGAGGUCGUAAGGACCAGGACCUGCUCCUGGUCGGUAACAACAACCCGGUGGUCUUCCAGCAAGGCACCUCCAAGCUGAGCGUGGACAAAGACAAGACGUCGGUGGUCAGCGACGUGGGGAUCUCUUUCACCGACCCUCGCACUCAGGCCACCUUCUUCAGCACUGACUUCGACAACCACGAGUUCCACCUGCCCAAAGGCGUCAAAGUGCUGAGCGUCAAAAAGGCGUCCACGGAACGGAUAACCAGCAACGCCGCGUCUGACCUCCACAUCAGGGGGGACAGCAAGGCUAUCAUUCGCGGCAACGAGGGCGUCAACAUCAUGGGGCGCACCGUCGAGUUCAAGAUGGGUGGAGAUAUCGAGCUCAGAGCUGAGAACAGCAUCGUCCUCAACGGGUCGGUCAUGUUCAACGCCACGCGCAUUCCCAACUCGGAGGGCGACGUGUACUUUGACGGCGCCACCGAGAGGUACAAGCUGUGCAUGUGCGCCGACGGGACACUGUUCCGCGUGCGGGUGAAGUAUCCCAACAUGGGUUGCCAGACGUCCGACAACCCGUGUCAGAACACUUACUGAGGACACCGGACUGGGGGGAGAAAAAAAAAAGCUUAUUUUGAUACGGUUUGUUUUUCAUGGCUUCUAUAGGAAAUGGUUAUGUUCUGGAAUAGCAAAUCCAACAUAAGUACAGUUUCACUAGUGUUGUUAUUGAUAAACACUGACAUUAUUCAUACACUGUUACACUUUAUUUGGCAGCUGUGUGUGAUGCGUUUCCUGACCAGUGUGCAGUGAUUAGCAAGUAAUGCACUGCAGUCGUCCCUCAUUUAUCGCUGUUAAUUGGUUCCGGACAUAAACAGAUUUCCGCCAAGUAGAAAUUGAAUUAAAAAAAAAACUGUUUAUGACCUUCUAAAUACAUUUUUCAACAGUAUGAAAACCCUCUAGGCAUGAAUUAAACACUUUCUUUUAAAGGCCUACUGAAAUGAGAUUUUCUUAUUCAAACGGGGAUAGCAGGUCCAUUUUAUGUGUCGUACUUGAUCAUUUCACGAUAUUGCCAUAUUUUUGCUGAAAGGAUUUAGUAGAGAACAUCGACGAUAAAGUUCGCAACUUUUGGUGCUGAUAAAAAAAGCCUUGCCUUUACCGGAAGUAGCAGACAAUCUGCGCGUGACGUCACGGGUUGUGGAGCUCCUCACAUCUGAACAUCGUUUACCAUCAUGGCCACCAGCAGCGAGAGCGAUUCGGAGCGAGAAAGCGACGACUUCCCCAUUAAUUUGAGCGAGGAUGAAAGAUUCGUGGAUGAGGAAAGUGAGAGUGAAGGAUUAGAAAAAAAAAAAGACUAUACAGUGGGAGUGAUUCAGAUGUUAUUAGUCAAAUUUACUAGGAUAAUUCUGGAAAACUUAUCUUCUUAUUGUGUUACUAGUGUUUUAGUGAGAUUAUAUGGUCGUACCUGUACAACCUGAAGGUCGGCCCCGCACCUUUCUUCAGCACCAGUCGAUGGGUGGCGGCGAGGCCCAUCUCUGCCCUUCCCAAGGGACCCUCUUCGAAACACUCUUUCAGAAUGAUCGCUGCAUAAUACACUGUACUUUGUGUGUGUGUGGUCCAAUCCAACCGUGUUCACUUGACAUCUAUGUUCCAUAGUAAAGCUUGACUGUCAUCUUUCGGGAAUGUAAACAAUGUGUUUGUGUUGCUAAAGGCGGCUGCAAUACACCGCUUCCCACCUACAGCUUUCUUCUUUGACGUCUCCGUUAUUCAUUGAACAAAUUGCAAAAUAUACAGCAACACAGAUGUCCAGAAUACUCCGGAAUUAUGCGAUGAAAACAGACGACUUAUAGCUGGGAACGGUGCUGGAACAAAAUGUCCACUACAAUGCGUGACGUCACGCGCACUCAUCAUCAUACUGCGACGUUUUUACAUGAUACUUCCGUGCGAAAUUCAAAAUUGCAAUUUAGUAAACUAAAAAGGCCGUAUUGGCAUGUGUUGCAAUGUUAAUAUUUCAUCAUUGAUAUAUAAACUAUCAGACUGCGUGGUCGGUAGUAGUGGGUUUCAGUAGGCCUCUAAUGGCCAUUACUAGUGUAGUAUGGAUAUUUUUUGUUUAGUUAGCCAUUUGUAUGCUUGAAAAUACUUAAUUUAGGGCACUAUUUUUUCCCCCUAAAAAACAGGUGAAGCCGUAAUACUUGAAGCGAGAUAUGGCGAGGGACAACUGCACGUGUUGACAUUUUUCUUCUGCACUUUUCGGACUGCCAAUGGACUCACAGGGGAAGAUUUAUGGAUUUAUUGAUUCUUAAACUUUGGUACGAGUAUCACUGGUAUUCAAUAAAACCAGAUAUUUUUCAAAAAUAUAAUUAUAAUAUUGACUGUACAUAUGAAAUAAUGGUGUACAUUUGUAUUUGUACUAUAUCAUUGUAAUUCUAUUUUAGAGACAUGCACAUAGGAAUUUCAUUUAAUUUUGAAUAUAAUAAAACAAGUUAGAGAGAAAAACUAUAUUUGAAUGAUCCUCACAGUAAAAAUGUUCAUUGUAUAUUCACAGCAAGUUACUGGCUAAUGAAUUGCAUUACUUUUACAAUAAUGUUUAUUGUAAUUUACUGUAACUGCAGAGCUGGGAUUUUACAGUUAAUUACAAUACAUUUUCAACUACAUCCUGUAACUUCACAGUUGAUAUUUUAUUAUUUACUGUCAUGGCGCCACUUGCUGUACAAGAGAAUUUAUUACAGAGGACUACGAGUACAGUAUUUUAUUUACUGUGAAAUAGUCAAUUGCUGCAAAAUAUAAUUAUAUAAUUUUUACAAUCAGUUGUUGUAAUGUUACAGCAAGUUUUGAAGACAUUAUUUUACUGUGAAAUAUAUUUUUUUACUCUGUUACAGUAAAUUUUGAUUACAAUAUUGUACUAUGAAAUAUAAGUAUAUCACAAAUUUACAGUAGUUUGUAAUAUUACAGUACAUUUUUUGUCCAGUAUUUACUGUGAAAUAACAGCCAAUUGCUGUGAAAUAUAAGGAUAUAUUUUUACAGUGAUUUACUGUAACAGCAAAAUUGAAAUAAAUUUACUGUAACAUAAGAAUAUUAUAGUUUUUUACAGUAUUUUGUUGUAAUAUUACAGUACAUUUUGAUUUCAGUAUUUUACUGUGAAAUAACAGCCAAUUACUGUGAAAUAUAAGGAUAUAUUUUUACAGUAAUAUGCUGUAAUGUUACAGUAAAUGUUGAAUACAGUAUUUUACUGUGAAAUAUAAGAAUAUAAUUUUUACAGUAGUGUGUUGUACUGUUACAGUAAAUUGCAAUUGCAUUAUUGAAAUAUGGAUAUCAAUUUUACAGUAACGUAAUGUUACAGUAACAUUUUAUUUCAGUAUAUUACUGUGAAAUAAAAGGAUAUAUUUUUUAUAAUUUGUUGUAAUAUCACAGUAAAUUUUGAUAAAAGUACUUUACUGUGAAAUAUAAGGAUAUCAUCAUUUUUACAAUACUUUGUUGUAAUAUAACAGUAAAUUUCGAUUUCAGUAUUUUACUGUGAAAUAGUAGUCAUUUGCUGUGAAGUAAGGAUAUUUUUUACAGUAAUUUACUGUAAUUUUACAGUAAAUGUUGAAUACAGUAUCAUAAUUUUCACAGUAGUGUUGUAAUGUUAAGAGUAAAUCAAAAUUAGUAUUUUACUGUAAAACAUAAGGAUAUAAUAAUUUUGACAGUAAAAUUUGAUUUCAGUAUUUUACUGUGAAAUAAUCUUGCUUAUUUCAGUAAGAUACUGAAAUCAAAUUUUACUGUAAUACUACAACAAAUUACUGUAAAAAGUAUCUUUACAUUUCGCAGCAAUUAUUUUUAUUUGGCGGUGAAAUACAGGGAUUUACUUUUUACAGUAAGUUGUAUUAUUACAGUAACAUUUGAUUUCAGUAUUGUACUAUGAAAACAGUCAAUUGCUGUGAAAUAUAAGGAUGCAUUUUACAGUAAUUUGUGGCAAUGUUCAAUAAAUUUUGACUACAGUAUUUGACUGUGAAAAAAUACUGGUACAUUUUUACUGUGCAGAUAACCUGAAAGUCAAUUCCAAUAAAAUGUUCCUCAGCUCGUACGUCACAAGCCACGUAUUGACGAUGAAACCAAAACAUAUUCUUAAAGGUACAAUUGGCACAAUCUCAUUUUUUUAAGCUCAUAUUUCCACAAGCGAGAGGAAAAAUGUUGCCCAGCUUUAAUGCAAGUUGUCAAAGUUAUAAACGUUGAUAAAGUGUUUUGGAUUUUGUGCAAUAUAAAUGAUUGAUGUGUAAGAAAAUAUGCUUUUGUUUGAAUAAAGAAAAACAUGUUGGA